Molecule: messenger RNA, 1341 nt
Organism: Gossypium raimondii (Peruvian cotton)
Lineage: Eukaryota; Viridiplantae; Streptophyta; Magnoliopsida; Malvales; Malvaceae
Exons: 4
Coding region: 154-1104 (316 amino acids)
Source: RefSeq, a predicted model, not a curated record
UAUGAGAAUAAUCACAAACUUUUUAAAACACACACAAAAUGUAUUUUUUUAAAAAUAAAAUUUUAAAAGGUUAUCAAUAAUUGAAUAAUAUCCUUAGUUCCCUUGAUUUCUACGAAAAUUUUCUUUUAUUUUUAUUUUCAUUGAAUCACCAAAAUGGGCGGAGGAGCUAUGAGAGCGGCGGCGAAAGUUGCCGGAGCGGGAAUUGUUAACACUGGCCUUCGUGGCGGUGUUCAGGUGGCUCCGUCGUCUGCGGAAUACUCCGUCAUGCGCGUCGCCGCUUCUCGUUCGGCUUCUUCCGGGAUUUCUGUUUCUGGCGGUGGGGUGUCUUCCGUCGCUGACAUGACGGCGUCGCCCAAUCAGAUGAUUUCAUGGGAGAUGGUGGAUGAUUGGGAGUUUGCUGGUGGUGUUGAAGAGGAGGUGCCCACCGCCAUUUCCGGCGGAGGAGAGCCGAUGCCUCGGGUGUUGUUUGGAGUUGCUCCAACCCUGGAGCAGGCUAAGGAAGCCGCUAGUGAUUUGAAAGAUGCAUUGGAUAAGGCUUAUCUAUCAUCUCUGGAUUCGACCGAUGAUACCCGGUCAUCUUGCUCCUCAUUGCUUUCAGAGGAGACUAAAGAUUGCGUUGCAUAUGAUGCUAAAGCCACUUUACUACCAAAGCCUGCAGUUCAGGCAUUCAAAUUACUCAAUGAGAGUCCUGCAGUUCAGUCUAUGGUUGCGUCAAUUGCUGCGGAUCCGAAUGUAUGGAAUGCUGUACUGCACAAUCCGGCUUACAUGGACUUCAUAGGGUCGCAUAAGACGAAUUAUAUAUUUAAAGAGAAUAGAUCCCCUCGGGGUUGUGAAUCUACAUCGGUAAAGAUCGAAGAAUAUUUCGAAGCAAAUGAAGGCAAAGAAGUUGGAAAUCCAUUUUCGGAAUUUCUGGAGAACUUGAAGAGUAGUGUGGUUGAGGUGGCUAAUAAAGCAACUGAUUUCCUCCAGAGUCUCUUUACUAUACCCACUGCAGGAAUGGAGAAAGAAAAUGGCGGAUUGAACUAUCUGGAGAAGACGAUCGGAGCAAGCCUAAUGGGAUUGGCGGUGAUGGUUAUUAUGGUUGUGCUUUUGAAACGAGUCUAGAAUAAAAGUAUGUGGAUCUGUUGGAUCAAACAAAACAAAACAAAACAUUUUCAUUUGAAUGUUUUUAUGGGGGUGAUAAUUUGUAGUGCUAUCAUAUAUUGGCUUGUAUAAAUGGGUGGUUAAUAGUUAAUUGGAUGGCUUUUGCAUCUUUUUCCUUGUAAUAAAAGUCUAAAAAUUCUAUCAGAGUCGUAUAAGGUUUGAAAUUAAUAAUAAUGUAAGGUUAAUACUUGAUUGGAA